Trichophyton verrucosum HKI 0517 is the source of this 2502-nucleotide messenger RNA. RefSeq names its product protein-tyrosine phosphatase, putative. Gene Ontology annotation, cellular component: cytoplasm; cytosol; nucleus. The record is from RefSeq and is a predicted model, not a curated record. Lineage: Eukaryota; Fungi; Ascomycota; Eurotiomycetes; Onygenales; Arthrodermataceae. Bases 1 to 2502 code for a protein of 833 amino acids. Gene Ontology annotation, biological process: protein dephosphorylation; negative regulation of MAPK cascade. The transcript has a single exon. Gene Ontology annotation, molecular function: MAP kinase tyrosine/serine/threonine phosphatase activity; protein tyrosine/threonine phosphatase activity.
AUGCCUCACCCGACCUCAUCGUCCCUGCCAACGACAGCUUCAGAGGCGAAACGCAGGUCUCGCUCGCUCUCUCGAUCAAGGCUCAGCUGGUCGACUCGUCACUCCUCACUGAAUCCGCCGCCCCCUUCGUCUUCGGCGCCUUUCUUGAUACCUGAGACCGUUCACUCGAACCUGCAGGAUGCGUACAGCAAGUCUGGUCUAGACUCGACAGCAGAGCACGACAGGAAACCCAGAUUGAUGUCUACCAGGGCUGCUACUCCCAGCACUGGUACUUCGUCCUCGACAUCGACAUCGACAACAACAACAACGACCACGACGACGGCGCGAUACCCUUCACUUGCAUCUCCGCUGCCACUCUCUUACCUACCGCGUGAGAGCAUCUCAGCAACCUCAGAGUCAACCGAUUCAUCUCCUACCACCAGCAGCUCGACCUUCGACUCACCAAUCAUCAUGGAGACGUCUCCGAGCUCGUCUCCGGAAUCGCCAACUUCAAUCACCCCGCUGGGUCCACUGCGCAAACCAGAGGGACGAGUAGUGAAUUCUCCAGUUCCGGAACCACAUCUAAAACCGCCACAACACCAACACCAACAACACAGCUCUACAGUCGGGGAAAAGGAGUCCUGCAACCUACCAGAGUCCUCCCCUUCGCGGAAGGCAAGAAACCUGAAAAACUUGUCCCUCAGACUGCCACAGCCGGGCUCCUGUCGACAGCCUCCCCUCAGCACCGCGCCCAUCACUGAAAGUAGCGCCAGGAACCUCUCCGCGCCGCCCUCGCCAAUGCACCAUCACACUACCACCACUAAUGCCAGCAAGAGGAAACCGCCGAACCUUACCAUCCAGACACCAGGCUUCAACCGAUGCUCCUUUGGCUCAAAUGCGGUGCCCCCAACCCCCACGUUAAAACCGCUCCUUCGUCAUGCUGAAUCCUCCCCGUCUCUUAACUCAAUUCUUUCCCCGACUUUCCCGGACAGCACCAACACCAGCAGCAGACCGUCCAUGUCAUCACAGCAGCGCACCACCAACCCAGGCAAACGGCCCCUCUCCGGCUCCCGAGAUGAAUCCAACAGCCAGUCAACCCACCAACAGCACCUCUUCACACAACACGAAUUGCUCGAGAGGUUAAACGAAGAAGAUGAUAACCCAAUCUCUCGCGAGUCUCGCAAGGGUUCCGAACGCGGGUACCCCCACGGUCCGGUCCUCAUCUACGACUCCGGCCUGUAUCUCUACCUCGAACCUAACCAUGAAGAGGCCUCUCGCUUCGAUGUCGUCUUCAACGUAGCCAAGGAAGUCCGCAACCCGUUCAAGGUCGCUGCCAGAGAGAGACAGGAUACUGUCAUGUCCGUCUGGAAAGCAAAUGUCGGCAGACACAACUCAGAGCCUUCCACCGCCACCUCAGAUGCCACCUUCAUGUCCGCAUUCGAGUACCCGCCAUCUGCCACCGCCGAGGAGGCCGAGUCAGAUUCCCCAUCCACACCCAAGGCAGAAGAUACCCCCUGCCAACGGCCAGAGUACAUACACGUUCCCUGGGACCACAACUCCGAAAUCCUAGACGACCUCUACACGCUCUGCGAAAUGAUCGACGAGCGUCUCUCUCAGGGCAAAUCAGUCCUCAUCCACUGCCAGCUCGGUGUCAGUCGUUCUGCCUCGCUCGUCAUUGCCUAUGGACUCUACAAAAAUCGACAUCUCGACUUCAACUCCGUCUACAGCAUGGUCAAAGCCCGUAGUCGCUGGGUAGGGCCCAACAUGAGUCUCAUCUAUCAAUUGACAGACUUCCGAAGCAAACUGCAGGACAAGAGCAAUACCAGCAAGCAGCCUGCUCCGGAAUGGCUUGACAGUCCAGCUGCCCAAGAGAAGGCACCGCAACUGCCACUCCCAUCGUCCUCUCCGGCAUUCAAAAAACCCUCCCUCGAGAGCCAGUCAAGUUCAAACACAGGAUUCAGCUUCUUCUCGCACAACCCGUUCAGCCUUUCUCGCCUUACCAGCAGCAGCAGCAAGAGCAGCAACGCCAGCAAUAGCAAUAGCAACGGUUCUUCAUCCAAACGCUGCAGUGUGCUGCCCCGUCCAUUACCCUUACGUGAAAAAUAUCAGACGUUCCACUCAUAUCGUCGCUCCAACUCCACCUCUCGUCCAGAAACCCUCUUCCCAAACCGCUCGUUCUUCCAGCCUCCUAACAAAUCACACGGCGACACAGACGUACAUAUGGCCGAUUGCCCUGCGCCCACAACCACGCUUCCUGAUGAAUCAACCAUCUUUUCCCCCAAAACCACAGAUCAGUUCGUCAUCGCAUCUCCUUUCUCGCCGGGUAUUUUCUCCCCUGGCGCUCCCGCUCUGCCUCCCGUCGCUAGCGGUCUGGGUCUAGCAGGUGUGGAUUCGGUUCGCAAAUCUCUCGAGGUCAACCAACCAACGUCUCCAAUCAACAGACCGACAGUGAUGUAUGAUCCACGAUCGCCGCAGCAGUCUACAGAGCCAAUAAUAAUGCGGAACAUUGACGAGUUUCUCUAA